Lytechinus variegatus (green sea urchin) is the source of this 4136-nucleotide messenger RNA. RefSeq lists its product as uncharacterized. Gene Ontology annotation, molecular function: protein binding. The transcript is spliced from 14 exons. Gene Ontology annotation, biological process: signal transduction. Lineage: Eukaryota; Metazoa; Echinodermata; Echinoidea; Temnopleuroida; Toxopneustidae. The record is from RefSeq and is a predicted model, not a curated record. Bases 143 to 3676 code for a protein of 1177 amino acids.
GACUCGGAGUCGUCGACGGUCAAGUUCAUCACGAAUCACGUCAGGCAUGUCAGGUUGUUGGCCAACGACUGGGCCUGGAAAGAAUGAUCAGAUAAUACUGCAGCUGCAGGUCAUGCAGAAUUUGUGUGGGUAGACCUAUUGAAUGAGAAUGGAAAUGGAAAAGAAUAAUAGAAGUUCUGUCACCGAAGAAGAAUUUUUGAGAUUGGCCCAGCUCAUCCCACCGAGGUACUAUUCAGAUUUAGGGAUACAUUUGGGAAUCUCAUCUGCUGAACUUGAUCAUAUCAUUGUCCAACAUUCAUCAGAUUACAAGGAUGCAUUGAUGACAAUGUUCACACGGUGGAGAGAUGAACAACGUCCAGAUGAAGAUAUCAGAGCUCUUCUUGCAGAAGGAUUAGAAAAGAGUGACUUAGGGGGAUUGUCCAAAGAACUUCUAGCUGGGAAUCUAAUCCAGAAAACAACAGAUGUCAGACAAACAACUGCAACAACUUCAAGAGCAUCAACUUCAACAGGAGCAGUAGACAUGUCAGCAUUACCACAUACCGUCAGUGAGGAAGAACUUUUGAUGUUGUCAAUGGAAAUUGGACCUACUUACUACAAGAGGAUUGGCGUUAACCUGAAGAUCUCGUUUGUGACUCUUGAUAAAAUAAAGAAAGACACACAAGAUACUACUGAUGCUUUGAUGACAGUAUUCACAAGAUGGAGGGAUAAACAGCUUCCAGACACAAACAUCAGGGCUCAUCUUGCAGCGGCUUUACAAAAGAGUGGUCUAGUUUUGCUGUCUCGGAAACUGAUUACUGGGAAUCUAUUAACAGAGCCGACAGUUGAGGGUACACCUGUGAAAAUUCCAGUAUCAGAGACCAAACCACUUACCCCUGACCUGAUCACGAGAUGUAAAGAUGAGCUCCAAGACAAGUAUAGGACUGAUUUCUGUAUGAUAAGAGCUGAUCCACUAGAUCCUGAUUCUAUUGUGCCAUUCGAAGAUAUGUACACAAGCCUUUUCUUGGAAGAAGAAAAACGAAAGGAAAGGAGUCAACUUGAGUAUAAGGAUCUCUUUAAUCUCAGAAUCAAUGGAGUGUUCCCCAAACGGAUCAUGAUCCAAGGAGAGGCAGGGGCUGGAAAGACCACAUUCUUGGCUAAGAUUGCAUGGGACUGGAUAAACGAUAGUCCAGAUCUGUCAAAGUUUGUGUGGGUACUCAUUAUCCCUCUGCGUGAAGCCAAGCGAUACACAAUUGGUCAGAUAGUUAAGUCAUAUCUCUCAAAGGACAAUCCAGCAACAGCCUGUCAGAUCACAGAGUACAUCCGUUCAAAUCCAGAAAAGGUAUUCAUUGCCUGUGAUGGAUUAGAUGAGUUUAGUGGCAAGGUUGUACAGCACACUGAAACCAAGCAAGGUUCGGAAGGUGCUCAGUCCGAGUUCAAAGUUGGAUCAGAAACAAGUCCAGCAAGUGUAUCUAUGCACACAAGAACUAACACCAAACUAAAUGUACGUUCUUUGGAGAGAGGUGAUAUCACAGUUGAAGAUAUUCUUUGUUCAGAUGAACUUCGUACUUGCCCUGUAAUGGUGACAAGCCGUCCAUGGAAGGCCAAUGAAAUAAGAUGGAAUGAUAGUUUAAGAAGACUAUACACAUUCAUCCACGUGGAAGGCUUUAGCAGGGAGAAUGCAAUGGUUUACAUUCGCAAUUACUUCAAAGACACUGAGGCUACAGCAGAUGAAUUCAUUCAAUUGUUUGAAAACAAUGAUAUCAUAUCAGAGAAUAUGGCGCCAUAUCCUAUCUACAUAUCUAUGCUCUGUCACAUGUGGAGAGAACUUGAUGACAAAAAGAAAGAAGAGUUGAAGGCUUUUCAAACAUUCUCUGAAAUAUUCCGUGAAGUGUUUGAAUUCCUAAAGGUGCGUUAUGUCCAGAAAGAGAUCCCAGAUUUAAGUAGCCCAUUAUUCAAUACAUAUCGCUCUGAAAUUGAGAAACCCCUGGAACCAAUUGCCAAGGUUGCUUUUACUGGACUGCAAUCAAACAACCUUAUUUUCAAUGAGGAAGAUUUUAAACAGUACUCAGACUCUGUGGAAACAGCAUGCAAAGUAGGAGUGUUGUCACAGGAGAAAAAGCUCUCAUCCAUUCAUGAUAAGAGCAGUCGCUACCUGCAGUCAACAUUCUUCUUUCCUCAUAAACUAUUCCAGGAGUACAUGGCUGCAGUCUAUCUUGCUUCUCUCUAUGAUUCAGAUCGCAAUGAAUUUAAGAGGCUGAUUGAGGAAGUAGUGAUCCCUAGGAAGGAAGAGUUUAGGUAUCUCCUGUACUUCACUGUGUCUCAGAACAAAAACAUUGCCAAGUAUACCACAAAAUGUCUGUUACAACAGUACACCCAAAGCCAAGGAAAGACGGAGAUGAAUUUCUUGGUUGAUGUAGCUUUUGAGAGUCAAGAUGAAGAUACCAACGCCAUGCUCCAGAAUUCAGUAUCAUCUCUGUCCAUUGAUGUUAAAGACACACACACUAUAGCUGGUUAUGCAUCCACUGGGAUAUAUUCAAAGGCGAUCACAAUGCGUAUUGGUAAAUAUAAUUCCUAUGGACCAGGUAUAUCAAAUGAGGUUGCAGUGAUGAUAUGCUCAGCACCAUCACUAAGGGAUGUUAGACUGAAUGCAAGCUUUCACCCUACCUUCUAUGAAACUCUUGCCAGAGAAGGAAGGAAAGCCACAGUCCAUACUCUUGUGAUUGGGAAUUAUAAGCCUCUAUCAUCAGCCUCUUCACAUCACCUAGCAGAAGCUGUAUGCUCCCUACCUAACCUGACUAACCUGACACUGAGUGGAGUUUGUGACCAGGAGGAGUUCUAUUCUCAUCUGAAUGAGAAGGCUUCAACCUUGAAGGUCCAUACUCUUGGGAUUAUGAAUGAUGGGAUUUUCAAUAUUAAGCCUCUAUCAUCAGCCUCUUCACAUCACCUUGUAGAAGCUUUAUGCUCUCUACCUAACCUGACUAACCUGACACUGAGUGGAGUUUGUAACCAGGAGUUCUAUUCUCAUCUGAAUGAGAAGGCUUCAACCUUGAAGGUCCAUACUCUUGUGAUUUGGAAUGAUAAGCCUCUAUCAUCAGCCUCUUCACAUCACCUAGCAGACGCUUUAUGCUCCCUACCUAACCUGACUAACCUGACACUGAGUGGAGUUUGUGACCAGGAGUUCUAUUCUCAUCUGAAUGAGAAUGCUUCGACCUUGAAGGUCCAUACUCUUGUGAUUUGGAAUGAUAAGCCUCUAUCAUCAGCCUCUUCACAUCACCUAGCAGGAGCUUUAUGCUCCCUACCUAACCUGACUAACCUGACACUGAGAGGAGUUUGUGACCAGGAGGAGUUCUGUUCUCAUCUGAAUGAGAAGGCUUCAACCUUGAAGGUCCAUACUCUUGAGAUUGAUAAUGAUGAGCCUCUAUCAUCAGCCUCUUCACAUCACCUAGUAGGAGCUUUAUGCUCCCUACCUAACCUGACUAACCUGACACUGAGAGGAGAUUGUGACCAGGAGGAGUUCUGUUCUCAUCUGAAUGAGAAGGCUUCAACCUUGAAGGGUUCUUUCCCUCAGAUCAGCAAAGGAAAUUUCAUGUUCAAUGAAGAGCCUCAGAAGGAUCUUCAAUCAUUCUUACAAGCAGUCAGUGACGAGAUACGAUUUUUUCGGGGAAGAUCGCUUAAGAUGAAAGCUAAAUAUCCCUAGGCAAGAGGAACUUUUUCGGGCAAGAUUUCUUAAGAUGAGAGCUCCACGAUGGGACCCUUUUUCUUAACAUGGGUACUCUGCUGCUGGCGCCUCUUCCUCAGACAAAUAUUUUGAUGAAUGACAUUUCUCUGCCAUGGACUGUGUCAUUAUCAUUAGCAAUAAUACAUGUGAGCGCAUUGAUGUAAAAAUCACUAUGAUGUCACUGAUGUCUGCACAAUACGCUGCCGUAGUAACCGGUGAUGCUGAAUGAAAGCCUUGGAAUUUUUUAAUAAAAAUAGACCACCUUGGACUUGAUUAUUUAGUGUAUGUAUUGGUGACAUAGUGCCAAGUAAUUCAUACAAACAUAUAACAGAGUAUCCCAACCAUCUAGAUGGUAUAACCAGUUUCAUUCUACUCUAAUGAAUAGAACCAUCUUAUUAGUCUACAUGACAGUCACUAGAUCCUACAAUGGUGUGUACAU